Malassezia globosa CBS 7966 is the source of this 273-nucleotide messenger RNA. RefSeq lists its product as uncharacterized. The coding region runs from base 1 to 273 and encodes 90 amino acids. The transcript has a single exon. Lineage: Eukaryota; Fungi; Basidiomycota; Malasseziomycetes; Malasseziales; Malasseziaceae. The record is from RefSeq and is a predicted model, not a curated record.
AUGUACAAGGCCCUCGUUCUCGCUGCUGCUUUUGCAUCUGUUGCUUUCGCUAAAGUCUCUGUAAAGGGAUACGAAGCCAACAUCAAGGCUGGCGACCUUUCUUGCAAGUUUGGCAGCGGUGACAUUCUCUCCGCCUGCGGCAACUGCGCCAAGAGCAUUACUGAAUGCGCUACCUCGAACCCUAACAAGACCAAGGAGGUUUGCAUUAGCGACAUCUCGAGCUUCGCUAAAGAUUGCGGUGGUUGCGCUGUUGACAUCCUCGAGUGUCUCUGA